AUGGACAUCUACACGACAUCCUUUACCCAUCCACGCAGGUCGCGACACUUACAUUCCCCUUCCUCUUCCCUUGACAUCAACAAUGGCUCUCUCACUCAACAACAGAGUCAGGAGCCAUUUCCCUCGGCACACCAUUUCAGCCAUGCCCAGGCCAACAACACGACCGUUAUGUCAGAAGUAGACAGCGAAGCUUUGGAAAAACUCGCCGUCCUUGCGAUGACUAUGCACGGCGUCCACAUCUCCUACUUCAUUGCAGACCAAAACAGAGGGUGCAACUUUCAUAUCACCGGUGCUGCGCCUCAGCAACGGACAACAAUCAAAGUAGCGCGUUCUGAUAUCCUAGACUCUCCGAGCUCCAAGCCAUCCCUCAAGCCAGACGUUCGCCGGAGAUUGGAUGACAUCGCGUCUCAAACACUGGCUCACAUAGCUGUUGUUAACAGUCCAUUGUCACUCUCAAACAGGACGCCUCCGGACGGAAUCAGCAGCAAUGCCGGCUGGUCUGGGUUGGAAACCGAGCGUGUUUGCGAGCUUGUCGUCACCGGACACGGUGACGCAAUCGAGCUCGGACGCGUACGGCUGCUGGUGAUGCUCGAUGAAUUGAGCGGAUUGCAUAGUGAGUAUGUCGAGAUUGACCACAAGCUGCAUGCCGUCAUCGCCGGUCGCAAACGUCAAGUUCUGCAGUCUAUUCAGGAAGAGACCGCGACCAACGUAUACUACCCCUCUCCUCUGCAGGGACUUGUUGGCCCAGAUGUUGCCACUGCAACCGCAACUUCUCCUGUCCGUCAGAACCCCAACGUCAUUUGGAUCACAGGAGAAUUCUUUGGCGUUCAGCGAGCUAGGGACAUGUUGUGUAGCUUCGCUGCCAGCAAGAGCAAGUCGGUCAUCUCGAGGGACACGGCCAUAUUGCCUCGCAAGAUGGACUGGAUGGUCUUGGAACGCGCCGAGGAUUUGAAGUCGAUCAUGAGCGACAAUGCAACAUUCAUUCAAUUCCCCCCUAUUGGUAGUUCAACAAGUUUAAUCACUGUAUUCGGCGAUCAACGGGUCAAUGUCCAACGUACCAUUCGUUCCAUCAUGCAGCUGGCUUGCCAGUAUUAUGUUGCUUCAUUCUGGCUUUUACCGAUCCAAUUCAACGUGCUUUUACCUCCUACCACGCUUAAUGCUUCCCAAGUCACGACGCUUCUCAAGCAGAUAUCACUCGCGACCGGGGCAGAAGUGGUUUUCAAGAGCAUGUGCUUUGAGAUGUAUGGGCUAGAGUAUGAAGUUCGAGCGGCCGUCAAUAUGAUUCUAGACCUCGACAUCGUCAAGGCUUUCCAUCACGAGAUUCGGUUCCAAAUUGAACUUGCUAAUGAGCACCGGGAGUUCAUUAGUGGCAAGAAGAACGGCAAGAUCAACAAAAUCAUGCAGACCACCAAUGUGAAGAUCAAGUUCGAGACGUUCAACGAGCACAACUUCCUCAUCGACGUCUCAGGGACGGAUGCUUCUGUUCUACAGGGCCUCACGUUACUUCAGGAGGAAUUGCCGGCAGAGGUUUCCUUCCACGUUCCCGAGGGUUACCACAAGCGUAUCAUCGGUAUCGGAGGGCGGAACAUUCAACGCAUCAUGAAAAAGUAUGGGGUUUACGUCAAGUUUUCGAACGCCGAAGAAUUUGCGGCAUUAGGCGGAUACCACGACAACGAGGACAACGUGGUGGCUAGAACUCCCUCGAAGAAUGCUUCUAACUUGGAGAAUUUGAAGCAGUCUGUUAUGGAGAUCGUUAACCCCAAGGAUAAAGACUACGUGAAUGAGACCCUGUCGAUUCCCCGACGAUACCACAGGACCCUUUUGGGAGAGAAGGCUAUCUUUAUUCAUGAUAUCGAAGCAAAGACGAACUCCCGCGUUCGUUUCCCGGACAAGGAAACCGCCUCAGACGUCGUGACGAUCUUCGGCCCCGAAAGCCAGGUUCAAAUUGCUGCUGCUAUGCUUCUGGAACAUGUUCCCUUCGAAGCCGACAUGGCGGUUCCGCCCAACCCGGAGAUCUCUAAAGUAUGCGCUGCCCCAGAAUUUGCAGCCUUCGUUGAACGGAUCAAGAGGGAUUUCUCUGUGUCAAUUACUCCUAGCACCAAAUCCCUGGGAAGCGCCAAUGGGGCGCAGAGUACUUCAGAGGGCUUGGGAGAACAUUCAUUCAAAUUCCGCUGUCAGAGGAGCAACAGCGACUUCCUUAUCUCUGCUCGAGAGCUUCUUGAGCAGUUCCUUAUAGACCACAACAUCCACGUCUAUCCCUCCCCUACUGCCCACACUCAUAAACGCGGCGACUCUUUUGCUCAGGCAUUCCCUCACUUCGAUAGCAAAGUCCUGUCUACGGCAAGCAGGCGACAUGAAUCUGUGGAACUGAUUAGGUCCUCUGACAUUCUUGGCGAUCGGCGUCUCCGACUUGCCAAUUCCUCUCCUGACGUCAAAGCGUUGUUCAAUGCCCCUGCCUAUAUCUAUGAUCUGGAAGGAAGUGAAGACUCUCACUCUGCGUAUUCACAAGACUACUGGACGCCGCUGCCUCCCAUCGGGUCUGGGCUGGCCUCACGAGCUAGACAUACCGAAGAUGCCCUCAAGCGCGGCUCAGAUUCCCUGCUCGAGUCCAAAAUCAAAGAUCAUGUUAACAAGCCACGCUCCCUUCAGAACCGUGCACAGUCGCUUGACUUGACUCACUCCCUUUCGCGUUUUACCGAGCCGUCAUCGCGUUUACCUCAACCUGAGUCACCUACCACAUCAACGGGUGGCACUGGAGGGAACUCCAGUCCAACAUCCGCUAGUGCCCCGUCGUUCCCUAGCGUUUACGGGCCACGGUCAUCGGCGGUGAUUGGGACUUCUUCUCAACGGUCUUCGCGCAUUCAGGACGAUGAGACCGCUGACGAAGUCAGCAGAGUCAUGUCCAACCUUGGAUUGUGA
This is a messenger RNA of Coniophora puteana RWD-64-598 SS2, 2919 nucleotides long. Its product is annotated as cytoplasmic protein. The transcript is spliced from 10 exons. Gene Ontology annotation, molecular function: mRNA binding. The coding region runs from base 1 to 2919 and encodes 972 amino acids. The record is from RefSeq and is a predicted model, not a curated record. Gene Ontology annotation, cellular component: cytoplasm; nucleus. Gene Ontology annotation, biological process: nuclear division. NCBI's taxonomy places the organism in Eukaryota, Fungi, Basidiomycota, Agaricomycetes, Boletales, Coniophoraceae.